UUUUUUUUUUUUAUUAUUAUUUUUUUUCCCUUUGUUUUCCAACACUGAAUAAUUUGAUUAUGGUUAAUGAUCAUGUUGCAAGAUUACAGGAACUGCAGCCAUAUUUAAAUGUGUUGAAAGAUGGAUCGACGAAGGAACGAGCCAAGAAGAAAUCAGCUUUGGACAAGGUCAAGCAAUUGGGAUUUCAAGAAACAGCCAGUUGGCCAGUCCAUGAACAAACAAUGCUUUUGGAAACGCUUUUGGAUUCACUUGUUUUAUGGUCGACUCAGAGUGAGAUUGAAUAUAUUCGAGAAAAGACGGUGAUGUUACUUCAAUGUUAUGUGACAAGGAUAGAACAACCCAAGGCAAAAGUGGUGAUAGAGACAUGUUUACAACGAUUUCCUAGUGAAGAGACGGAAGAAAUUCGACAAGGAUGGAUCCAAGUAUGUGUGGAUGUAUUGAACAAAAAACAACCUCACAUGGAUGAAGAAGACUGGUUUACUUUGGCUACAUUGGCAGUGAAGGAUCCAUGUCCUGAAGUGAUCAAACAAGGUGCCUCAUUGGUGCUUGAUUUGGCCAGGUUGUAUCCCAAAGCAGUGGCAUAUCGUGGCGAACAGACCAUUAUUCAUUCCGUCAUACCUUUAUUGAUACAUAAACAUGCAGCCAUUCGUGUUCUUGGUAUCAAGGCAAUGUAUCAAGUUUUAUUAUGUUCUUCCCAAGGUAUGAAAGCAUUAUCCGAUCUAUUGACUAAGUUGGUACAUGAUCAUACUGUCCAAGUACGUACAACGUUCUUUACAUCGGUGGGAGAUCUUUUAAUCCAUUGGCUUCCUACAGAUCGAUAUGAUCAUGCGGGUCGAUUGCUUCCUGUGUUAUUUGCAGGUUUGAUGGAUGAAUUGACAUCCAUUGCUGAAACAAGUCGACAUCAAUUGGAUCAAUUGGGUAAAGUAUGUUAUCAAGAUUUGAUGGAUGCUGGUAUCAAUACUUCUUCUUCUUCUUGUUCUCAAGUGACUGUGGGCUUGAAGCAUUUAGUACAUCAAUGUUAUGAAGCAAGUAUGAAACGUUUGAUGGAUGAUAGUAAUGACUUUAUUCCCAACAAGAAAAGGACGGCUUUGGCAGCAUUGGAUGCAUUUUUAUCUUAUGUAUCAUCAGAUGAUAUGAUUCGAAGCAACAAAUGGGUGAUUCAACGAUGGAUGAUCAUCAUGGCAGGUGAACAACAACACUUCAUAGAUAAAAUCACUUGUACCAUCGCACAUUUGAUCACUUGGCCCAUUCUUCUCGAUCAACUCUUACCACGAUUAUCCAAACCAAACCUGAUGGCGGAAUCAAGUCAGCUCCCAGCGAAUAUCACUGUAUCUGUCAUUUGGCAAAUCAUCUCGAUGUAUCAUCAAGCAGAACCCAUCUCUGAUCAAGACAAACAACGGAUCAUCACUAGUUUUAGAGCUCCUCAUGUUUUUCCUUUUUUGCCAUCCCCUGAUACCCUAGAUAGUUUUUUUUCUAUAUGAUCAUUUACUUUUUGUACACACUUUUUUAUUUUAUUUUGCCAAAAAAAACUAGACAGUAUUAAGAAUAGAUGGUAUUUACAAUGAUAAGAUACAAGAGCUGGGGUAUUUUCUUAAGAGAUCUGUAUAACUAAUGGCAGGUUCUUGUUGAUUACUUGGUAAAUAUUUUUCCUAUCAAAAAAAAAAAGUCAAUGGAAUGUAUAUGUUUUAUUAUUAUUAUUACCAUUU
This is a messenger RNA of Halteromyces radiatus, 1706 nucleotides long. Its product is annotated as armadillo-type protein. The record is from RefSeq and is a predicted model, not a curated record. The transcript has 5 exons. Bases 60 to 1481 code for a protein of 473 amino acids. Lineage: Eukaryota; Fungi; Mucoromycota; Mucoromycetes; Mucorales; Cunninghamellaceae.